AAGAGAAGGUUAAAGAACGAGAAAAAGAUGCUAAAGCCUUACAAGAAAAAAUUAGAAACUUUGAAGAAUUAGUUAGGAAUCUAGAAGUAGAAGGCAAAACCAUAAAUGAUUUAGAAAUGAAGAUUAGGGAGCGAGAAAAGGAAAAAAGAUUAGAGAGCAAGGGGAAAAGACUACAGGAAUUAUUGAUGAAAAAGAAAUGA
Messenger RNA from Funneliformis mosseae, 200 nucleotides. Lineage: Eukaryota; Fungi; Glomeromycota; Glomeromycetes; Glomerales; Glomeraceae. The record is from the annotation of a GenBank genome assembly.